GCAGGUCAUGACGUCAGGGGGAAGGGAACGCAGAACCGCCAUUGCUCCAGCCACUCGCAUCAAACAAAGGAAAGAUUUUGUUUUCUCGGUGAUAAAAGCCAGCGGUUCAGCGAUUUCUAACUUAAGGGACAGUGAUGGAGGUUGGGGGAGUGGGCGGGGGGGAGCUGGGAUCAAGCACAGUGGUCGUGAGCAGUGAUGGAGAGCUGCAGUAUGAACUCAACCAACAGACAAACUCCUUUCUUGCCAAUACUCACAUAGUGCAGCAAGAUGGUGCCAACACAAUGCUCAGUCUGCCCAUCCAGUUUGUCCAGCUCCAUGACCCAGGGGGUGAAGGAGGGGGAGUGCGGGGGACUGGGGGCAUUUCAGGGUCUCAGGGUUUCAGUGGUCAUAUUGUUAUCAAGAAUGACCCUGAUGGAACUCGCACGCUGCUGCUUGACCCUUCGGAUGUUGGGCUGUCAGUGGGUGGUGAGGAUGGGGGAGAGAAUCGCUCAUACCACUGAGUGACUUCUCUGAGGUGGGCACUGGCUCCUCCCUCUCAGACCUGCAUGAGCGGAGUGGCUUCCUUCAGCUGGACGAGGGGAUGGUUAGCAUGAAUCAGGACAUGGGGCAGGGUGGCAUCAUCCUGGCCAGUGAUGCGGACUACCUCACUCAGAAGGACAACACCAUACCUCAGUUUGCGGCGCUUGAUAUUGUGGAAGGCCAGAUGGUGCUGAGAGCCACAGAGGCUGGCAUUGAUGAUACAGUGACCCUGGAGGGAGCCAGCCUUAUGAACUCAACCCUCAGCUCACAAGACUCCAUCCUGCCAGCUCAGAUACCCAUUUCUGUAAAGAGAGAACCAGACGUGGACCCUCCAGUGGGCAAAGGGCCGUACACCUGUCAGUUCUGUGGGCUAACACUGGAGAAGUGGGUGCAGCUUAAGAAGCAUCUCAAGAAGCACCUGGAGGACAAGCCGUACCGCUGCUUGGAGUGUGACGCAUCUUUCAAUGUUCAGAAAAACCUGCGUCUCCACCAGGCCUUGCAUGCAACGGAUUCCCUGGUGUGUCCUGAGUGUGAUAAGGUGUUCCGCAGGAUGGCAUCCUUCAAAUUUCACCUGGCACUGCAUGAGGAGGAUGAAUCAGUGACUUGUGAAAUCUGUCAGGAAGAGUUCAUAUCCCUGGCCCAGCUGGAGCCCCACUAUGAGCGCCACAACAUGACCAUGGGCCAGAUGGAGGUGCGCAAGAAGCCAAAUUUGGUGUGUCAAGAAUGUCGAGGAGAAUUCACCUCCCAUGAAAUGUUGACUCAUCACAUGAAAGUCCACAGGAAGGCAAAGAAGAUGGUAUCCUCAAAACCCAAGAGGAAAGUGCCUGACCGCUCCAGGUUUGAUAAUAAGUGUCUUCAGUGUGAUAAGAACUUCAUCAAGCCAUCACAGCUCAAGAGGCACAUGAUGAUCCACACUGGAGAGCGACCCUACAAGUGCACGUACCCAGGGUGUGACCGAGCCUUCAAUCAAAAGUACACAAUGCUCAUCCAUCUGGACAUCCACACAGGCCGUAAGGAUUACAAGUGCGAGUACUGCAAAAAGGAGUUUGUCCAGAAGAGCAACCUGCGAUGCCACAUUAAGCGUGUGCAUCCUGUCAACAAGGGUGGCCAGCAACUGUUUGAGUGUGAAGAGUGUUCCUGUGUGUUCAAACGUGCUGGCAGCCUCAACGCCCACAUUGCUCGUGCUCACACCAAUGAAGCCAUCAUUGGACUGGACACUGCAUCAGCUGACGUGCGAGAUGUGUUUAAAGAAAUACAAGAUCUGGAAAAGGCUGCUGCUCAGGGCAAUCAGAAGGACCUAUUGCCAAUGAGAGUGAGUCAGCCUCUCAAGAAGGACCUGGAGGCUGGUAGUCAGCAGGACAAACAGGGACAGGGAUUAGAGACAGGCAGCAGUGAGGCAAGCAGUUCAGCCCUUCAGGUGAAUGCCAGUGAAGGAGACAUCCUGCAGCAAGCCUUGAAGAACAUUGGCCUCUCUCAGUCCAAGGAGCAGAUGCACGUUCUGAAAGAUGGUGUGAAGAUGAAGGUGGAGGCGGAGGAUGGUGUGCAGACUGGCGAGAACUGUUGGCCGCUGGAUGAGCCAGAGCCACCCCGCGUGAAGGAGUUCAGCAGAGUGCGUAUCAUGACGCUGGUGGAUCGAAACCAGGAGAGUGGCGUGAAGAGGUUCCCUGUUUUAGUGAAGAUCGUGAGGGACAUGAAGUGGCAUAUAUGCACAUUCAAAGGUUGCACCAAAGAGUUCAAGAAACCAUCUGACCUUGUGCGUCACAUGAGAGUCCACACAAACGACAGGCCAUUCAAGUGUAACAAGUGUUUCCGUAACUUCGCGGUGAAGUCCACGUUGGUGGCACACAUGAAAAUCCACCAGGCAGUGAAGGAACACACCUGCAAACACUGCAACAAGAAGUUCACCACCAGUACUUCUCUCAGGGUGCAUUCCAGGCUACAUACAGGCCAGAAACCAUACUCCUGCUCCCAGUGCCACAAAGUUUUCCGCACCAUCUCUCACCGCAAUGCUCACAUGAUGUCCCACGCUCACUCACCACUGCGUCAGGCUCACAGCAAGAAGUACAUGGCACUGCCCAACAUCCCCCUCCAGGAACCCAUCCUCAUCACAACAGCUGGUCCAGUGAAGCAGCCAUCCCGCCACAGCCAGAUCUACCCCAAUGAGACGGGAGAGUUCCCUCCGGACCGGCCCCACAAGUGCCACUACUGCCCAGCCGCCUUCAAGAAGUCAUCCCACCUCAAGCAGCAUGAGAGAGCACACACAGGGGAACGGCCCUUCAAGUGUACCAGCUGUAGCAAACAGUUUCUUUCACUGAGUGUGCUCAAGUCCCACCACAAGACACACACAGGCCAGCGCACCCACAAGUGUGACCAAUGCAGCCGCCUGUUUGCCACCAGCGGCAGUCUGAGAAGACAUAAGACAAUCCAUUCCUCAGAACGUCCAUACAUGUGUCCAUACUGCCAGAAAACAUUCAAAACCAACACUAACUGCAAGAAGCACAUGAAGACCCACCGCCACGAGCUGGCCAUGGAGGCGGUGAGGGCUGCCGGAUCAAACCUGCAGGGUGACAACCAACAGGCACUGCUCACCACCAGCCUGUAUGGCCAGCAGUCCACGCCUGCACUAUCCGAGGCAGAUGUGUCAGAGCUGACAGGCAUGGCAGGAGUAUUCCAGGAGGGGGAUUUCCCUCUGUCUGGAGAGCUGCAGCAGCAGACUCAACACCAGCAACAGGAGGAACAAGCCACAGCUCAGGUUCUUCCAGCAGCCUUUGGGCAAGGUGUUGGCGAGGAAGAACUCACCUUGGCUGAUCUGCAGACUGGUGUAGAAAACUCCUUGGCGUCAGGAGAAACUGUGAUCAUUGGCUCCCAGCCACCGACCAUUACCACUCAUCUCAACACUUCAUCAGUACUCCUUCCCCAUUCCUCAGGAGGACAGGGCACUUCUGGCUCCUCAAUCCUCCUUCCACAUUCCUCUGCUUCCUCUAUUCUUCAGGAUAGCAGUACCACAUCCAUUCUGCAGAGCACCAGUGGCUCUUCCAUCCUCCUGUCCAGCCCUUCUGUCCAGGUGACCCAAACCUCCGUCCCAAGCCACUUCACUCAGACCAAUGCAGGAACCACCAUCCUCACCAUCCCUCAGUCCGCUGGGGGCAGCAUCCUCACCGUCCACCAGCCCUCAGUCAUCCAGGGACCCACUAGGGAGGAGACUGCCAAUGUUACCUCAGUGAUACAGUCUCAGCCCAGCAUCAUAAACCAGUCCCCUGCUUCACACUAUUCUGCCUCCGUUUCUUCUCGUCAAACAAUACUUGACCACAGCCAGGACUUCAAUUCCCUUGGAGAUCCUGGAGGGCUUGAGAUGGUCAACCUGCCUCCCUCCAUGAUCAACACUACCUCCCAGGUGCUGCCAGCCAAUCUGCAGCUUGAGGAAAACAGUGAGGCUGUCAUCACCAACACCACAGACCAAGCAAACUCAGGAGAAAGUCUUGGUGGCCCCACUGGCGAUGUGCUGACAGCCAGUCUGGUAGAGAGGGAUGAGGGGACCAGCAUUGUGCCCUCACAUUCUGCUGGUGUUGCUGCUGGCACUGAUGGUACUACUGCUUCUGCCACCACCACGCUGCUCGAGUCCAACUUUGACCACCAGGCCUUCUCGGACGGCUUCACCUUCCAUGUAACACCCACCCUGGACCUGUCAAACCUAGGCCAGGGAAGUGAGAUUCCCUCCUCACAACUUGUGCAGCUGCUGAGUUCUCAGGAGUCCAUCGGUGAGGUGUCUGACAUUACCCCGGCUGGAGACUCGCCCAGCACUGCUACACCAAGGAAGGAGCCUCAGGACUCCAUGGUGUCCGUUACAAAGAUGUACAAGUGUGGCGAAUGUAAGAAAAUGUUCCUCAAGCUGUCUCACCUCCGCUCCCACUGGCGAACACACACCGCUGACAAGGUGUAUCGCUGUAACACCUGCAGCAAAGAGUUCCUCACCUGCCAAUCCUUCAAGGAGCACCAGCAGCAGCACCUCCAAUCCUCAGAAAGCCACCAGUGCAACGUCUGUCCAGAGAAAUUCCAGACUUCAGCUCAACUUCUCAAGCACAUCCAAGGGGAACAUUCUAGCAUGUGGCAGUGUCCUGUGUGUGACAAGAUGUUCACAACUCCAGAGGCAUUCCAACGGCACAUCAAAGUCCACAGCAUCGACCUGCUCAAUGAAGCCUUUAGUAAAUCCAAGCAAGAUGAUGAUGGUGGUGAUGGUAAGGAGAAGGUUAUCCUCACUGCUGAGGAGAUGGAUACCAUUCUACAGCAGACAACUGAAGCCAACCUUAGUCUGGAGGAGGGUCAGGGGAAGCAAGAAGGUAAAAGUGGUGAUGGCAAGCAGCAGCGCUUGGCCCAGGAAGACAAGAACCUUCAUGUCUUGUACGGGAAGGACAGUGCAUCAGAGGAGGCUGACACACAAAAGCAUGCUCAUUCCUGCAAGACAUGCAGCAAGAGUUUUAAGAAACCUUCAGACUUAGUGCGACACAUCAGAAUCCACACAGGAGAGAGACCCUUCUCCUGUUCUCAGUGUAACAAGGCCUUUGCUGUUAAAUCUACUUUAGAUGUACACAUGAAAACACACACUAAGAAGAAAGAUUUCAUGUGCCACAUCUGCAACACAAUGUUUGCCACCAAAGGCAGCUUGAGCAUACACAUGCGACUACACACAGGUGACAAACCUUUCAAGUGCAAUCACUGCGGGAUGAAGUUCAGAACAUCCGGUCACCGCAAGGCUCACGUCAUCAAGCACUUCAAGGCCAUUCCGUCUGUGGCCACCAAAGCACCCAACAAACUAGACACUAUAAAUGAAGACGACAUAAACACAGAGGCUCAGGCUGAACAGACUGUGAUGGAAAUUCCUAAUGAGGAGAACCUCAAUCCUGUGAUAAUGAUGGCGGAUGGCACCGUCUCUCUACAUAUACACGGGCUCAAUCUAGGCAGCAUUGAUCCCUCGUCUCUGCUGAACAUCCAGCCCAUGACACUGGAUGAGAGUCUGCUGAGCCAGCUCCAGGCAUCAGGGGUGGCAAUGAUGGGUGCUGGGGAGGGCACUGGGGAUGAGGACGCUGAGGAUUCCAUUUCUGUCAAUCCCAAUGUGGUGAUGACUCAGCCUCAGAAUGUUCGUACUCCCAACAAUGAAGGUUUGGGCGAAUCUGACUUUGAGAUCUGCAUGGUUGAUGACAAUGGGAGGCUGGUGAGUGAGCCAACAGUCAGCAUACUGGAACAGAAUCAGCUGGACCAAGAUGCUGUAACUUCAUUUGUCCACAAUGAACUCACUCUCACUGACAUUGCUGUGCCUGGACAGGACAACACUGUGCAGUGCACCUUGUGCUCAAAGUACUUCUCCAAGGUGUCUGACUGGCAGGAACAUCUCAUGUCUCACAAUAUUUUCAUCAAAGUGGAACAGGAUUCUGAUAACAUAGAAAAGGACAUGCCAGAGUCUGUCAUCAUUCCCGAGACCAUACUGGAGGAAGCUCCUGUUAACUCCACUGCACUGCACUCCAUACAAGCUGACAAGAACACCUCGGGUCUGGGCAUUGAAGAAAUCAUGACUCCCAAGAUGGAAGUGGAUAAUAGUAGCAACUUAGAAAUAAUUACUCCUAAAAUGGAAGUGGAAUCUGAUAAUGGUAAUCUGAAGUGUAGCAUGCCAAACUGUGCCAAGAUUUUCCGGUAUGAGUCGAGCCUCAGCCAGCACAUGAUCACGCACCUAAAGCAGUACAGUUGCACUCGCUGUGGUGUGGUGUUUGGCUCUUCCACCAGCCUUCAGAAGCACAUCAAGUCGCACCAGAAUGAGAAUGAGGCCAAGGGAUUGCAGUGCGUGUUUUGUACUGAACACUUCAAUGCCAGGGCAGCUUUGUACCCUCACAUUAUUGACGAGCAUCUCCAGCUGGCUCUUGAGAAUCCCCUUGCCAUUGAAAAGGUAGGACUCAAGAUCAACUUCACCUCUGAAACACAGCGGGAGGGCUCCAUGGGGACCUCCCAGGCUGGUGGGGAAGAGCUCGAUCCACUGGAACUGUUUCCAACAGUAAACAAUUGAUUGCAUUGCUCAUCAGACGUGACUUUCUAUGUCUUGUGGAGGUGUUCUGUCUCCUUGCCAUUACAUCGGCUCAUCUGUAAACAUUCCCCAUUCACUAAUGUCACAACGACCCAAGCUUUCUGCGCUGAUCUCAUACAAACUCGUCACUUCUCCAUCAGUUUGCUUGUAAUGCACUCAUUUACAUACACAUUUUUUGUUGUGCAUAUUUUUGUCAGGUUCACCAAAGAUGGAAAGUGUCUCCACUGUGGUAGACAGAAAUUUGUUCAACAUGAGUUACAUUCCAAAGCCCACACCUUUCAGUGAAGCUUUUCAAACAAUGUUGCUUCCGUAAUUCUUAAAAGUGCAUGCAAUUUCAUUACUGUAUCCAUACAAGGCGAGAUCUUGGUUUGUGUUGACUCUCUUUGAACUGCUCCCCUGCAGUGCCAGUCCUCUUAGCACACUCACUGCCAGCCAAAUCCACUCUGCAAAAUUUAGCAAAUGCAACACUUUUUAUUUCUUUGCUCAACAUACAUGGAAAAAAUUGCAUGUGAUCUGCUUAGUGUGCAUUGACGGAGGUGUGGCAAAUAGCCCAACAUAAUGCAGCCUUUUCAGACACCUCAUGGUCUGUUGCAUGUAAUAGAGAGAAAGUCAAAGGUUUGAGGCCUAGGAAAUGAAGUGUUACUGGUGUGUGCUUAGGCUUUGAACAGAAUGAUUGAUGGAAUUAAUGAACUUAUCAAUCAUAGGAAUAUAUUUAUACAUUAAUUUUGUUGGAUUGUGGUUAGUUAAUCUUUGAUGUCAUGUUUACACUUCAAUUUCUACAUCACUUGUCAGCACAGCACACAUCAUUGAAGUCUCUGCCCUGCCUUGCCCAUGCUGAGGUCACCACACAGGCAUGGCCUCUGUGUAUGGACACUAUGUAGCAUAAGGAGUUUUCUUUGCCUUUCCCACCAUGCACGGUUUUUACAGAACAAAACAUUCUCUCUUAAACUGGCUAGGAGUUAGUGCCCUAAAGUUUACCUUCAAAACUCAACCCAUACACAAAUGAGGUAUCUGAAUGCCUCCAAUACUCAGACCUUGUGUUGGCAGCAGCAAGGCCAGUGGUGUGUGGUGUCCUGUGAUAGUGACACUAGAACACAACUCUGUGUUCCAGCCUCUGAAGCAACCAUGACACUACUCAUUGUAUUGCAUUAUCAUCAACCAAAAAUCUCACUAAUAUGAUAGUAACUUUAGUGUGCUUCCUAAGCAUCUAUAUUAUAUAUCCUUUGCAUUCAUUCAUUGUAUUAUAGCCAUUUCAUCUUCAUAUAUUUCUUGUACCUAUAACCAUUGCCUUUGUGUAUAUAGUAAACAUAUAUAAUAUAUUCUUUACCUCAGUGUACUACUAAACCUUUAACAUUCUACUGGGCAAGAGCCCAAGAAGCUUUACAUAAUAUUACUGGUAUGUAUGAUAUGAACUGCAGUUUCCAUUACCUUGCUGACUGACCUACCUACCUUGGCAUCAUCACUAGUUAGCACUGUCACCUCACCUGACAAAGUGAAGUACAAAUAUUUGCUGGCAUGCCCAAGUACAACCUACUACUACACUGUGAAUGCCAAAACAAUAUUCUUACCUUGACCUUCAAGUACAAGUACACCAAUAGGGAAGAAAGAAUAUCAGGCUUGUGCAGUUCGAAGGGAAUGUGAUAGUAGGAGUGAUAUUAAAUAUUCAGGCUAGUGAUGAAUCCUUAUUGAAAACGUACAUACACACAUGUGUAUAUGUAUAUGCCUGGUCUUUGGUAUUAAGACUGAAAUUGUAUCAUAUCUAUAAAUAUUUUAUAUUGUAAUUAAAAGUUAUACUCUUUAUAUAUGAUUCAGCUGCAAGCUCAGGAGCUGUUUAUAUGGAAGUAGUCUAUUUAUUUUUAGGGAUUAAUUUUUUCUGUAAAUGGAUAACUUAAAAAUAAAAAAAUAGUUUGUGGGCGAGUGAGAGUCGACUAUGGUGGAAAGGUGAUAAAGAGGCAGGAUGGAUGGAUGAUUGGACACUAAAGGGAUGUUAGGUGCUAGAGUGAUGCAUGUGCAGUGUGAAUGCAUGGUAGGGAUGAAUGGAGAGGUUGUGAAUGUAUGGAUGGUGAUAGUACAGCCUCAGCAGCCUCAACAAGAGUGUGGUGAGGUGGUGCAAGGGUCAGUGCUGGGCUUUGGUGCUGAGGGCUGGUCUCAAACACUGCAGCAUAUACAGUGUGAACAGAACAGACUAGUUUGUUUCCUGUUGAGGUGCUGAGGUGGAAGUGUGAGCAAGAGACAUGUCCAUAAAGACACCUCGUCUCAGUUACUUCCCUUCACAGGGAUGUUAACUUGGUAUUUAAAAAUACAUGGACUAUUUUAUUUAAUGUCAAAUUGUUCCCUAGUUGAAAUGAGCUUUGGCUGAUCUCGAAGACAAGAACAUUAUUUAGGACAAGUCCAGACAUCAACCUCCAAUGUUGGAGUUCCCUACAAAAGUGAAAUAUGUAACUUAUGUAAUUCAUAUAUGUAUGAUGAUAUUUUGCAGCAUGUUAUGUACAAAAUGUUAUGAGUUAGCUACUUAAUGUUUACAUGUACAUCUAGUCAGUCAAUACUUUACAUUAUUUGAUUUUUUUCUUUAAAGAUCACAAAAUAUGUAAUUAACUUCAAAGACAAAUACUCCUGUAUAAAUUUUAAAAUGUUGAUUCUUAAAAGAGCA
Molecule: messenger RNA, 9239 nt
Organism: Portunus trituberculatus (swimming crab)
Lineage: Eukaryota; Metazoa; Arthropoda; Malacostraca; Decapoda; Portunidae
Product: zinc finger protein 236-like
Exons: 30
Coding region: 581-6571 (1996 amino acids)
Source: RefSeq, a predicted model, not a curated record